ACUGACAUGAAAGUGAUGAAAAUUGAAAACUGAAUUUGCGGAAAUUUGAACAGAAAUUAGAAAAUAGAAAUACAAUACCUAAAAAAAACAUUGUGCAAAACAUUAGUCAAAUUACAAAUAACAGUAUGCUAAUUAUCUAAUUAAUAAUGUUUGAAUCUGAUGAUUAUGAUCAGGUAUGAUUUUUUGCAGGUAUUAUCCCAGUUAGAUUUGCCUGAGGUGUCCGAAUCGGGUAAACUUGUUAAAACACCACAGCUUCAGAGCAGAAAUGCAACCACUAUUGAUUUAUCCACGGUAGAACAAGUGCCUUUGAUUAACAACAAAUUAGAAUGUAAUUCUCAAAAUAAAAUAGGUGAUAAGGCAAUAGAGCUUAAAAGAAAAGCAAAUAAUGAAAAUGAAAUAUCACCAAAGCAUACCAAGAGAAAAAUUAUAAAUUCACAUUUUGAUCACACAAAUAAAAGAAAGUUUCCUGGUCCUGCUGGUUUACUCACAGGAACUUUGGAGGAAACAAACAACAAUCCAUUAUGUCAGAUGGAAUUACUGUCACAGGACAUAGACUCAACACAAAAUAAUUUGCAACAAGGUCUUUUUGAAACACCCCUGUGGAAGAGGCUUUUAGAAGAUACAAAAAGUAUUAAAAAUGUCAACACAAUCAAAUCCAUAAAACAACAGGCAUUAGCAGGCAAUCUUAGGAGAAGGAAGGCGGAAAUUGUACAAGCUUUUGUAGAAACUAUAGAUAGAUCUGCUAUAGACCCUUUAAUAACAUUAAGAGAUGCAACGGGUCACAUAAAAUGCACCCUGCACAGGGAUGCAUGGACAAUCUUCGCACCAUAUAUAGCAUCGGAAUAUUGUGCUCUAGUCCUCAAAAACCCAACUGUGCUAACAACUGGCAGUGCUUUUAAAAACCAUUACCUGAAUAUUACAAUAAGUAAUAUAUACUACAUUUAUAGCAUGGCAAUUGUAAAUGAUGAAGAAUUGCCAAAUGGUUUUGUAAAGAUGUCUAAUGAGGAAUUUAUGAUUAUAAAGCGUGAGAAACAAAUAUCAGAUAUUGAUAGUUCACCUACCAUACAAGUUGAUGAAAUGGAAGAACUAGAAGGCUUAGAUUUUUCUGAUAUCUUUUAAAUGUUAAAUAUUAUGUUAAAGUGUAUAUACUUUAUUACAGUUUUCUAUGCAA
Colias croceus (clouded yellow) is the source of this 1171-nucleotide messenger RNA. RefSeq lists its product as uncharacterized. The record is from RefSeq and is a predicted model, not a curated record. NCBI's taxonomy places the organism in Eukaryota, Metazoa, Arthropoda, Insecta, Lepidoptera, Pieridae. The transcript has 5 exons. Bases 160 to 1119 code for a protein of 319 amino acids. Gene Ontology annotation, biological process: recombinational repair.